GCGUCACGGCCCUUCGUUUCGCUGUCUCCGCUUCGAACUCUCUAGAAGAAGGCUGCAAGGCCCUGUUCCUCCGACCCUCAGAAACCCUUCUCGCUGUUCCUUUCUUCUUGCUCAAUCGAUUCCAAUCGCCCUGGAACAAAUCCCCAUUCGUUGCUCUGUCUUGCUUUGAUUUCUUUCUAAUUCGUAGAGGUUUGGAGGUGGAGAUAUGGAGGAGGACUUCGAUCUGCCGGCGGGCGAGGAGAUGAUGAACGAGGACGCCAUGGAUUUUGCCGACGAGAGCCCCAUCAUCAAGGUUGGGGAGGAGAAGGAGAUCGGGAAGCAGGGCCUCAAGAAGAAAAUCGUCAAGGAUGGCGAGGGCCGGGACACCCCCGAGGUCGGCGACGAGGUCGAAGUGCACUAUACUGGAACGCUACUCGAUGGGACAAAGUUUGAUUCGAGCCGCGAUCGGGGGGCGCCAUUCAAGUUUAAGCUUGGACAAGGCCAUGUGAUAAAGGGAUGGGAUCAAGGUAUCAAGACGAUGAAGAAGGGUGAGAAUGCCGUCUUCACCAUCCCUCCUGAGUUAGCUUAUGGUGAAUCUGGCUCUCCUCCCACAAUUCCACCCAAUGCCACACUCCAGUUUGAUGUUGAACUGCUCUCCUGGUCGAGUGUUAAGGACAUAUGCAAAGAUGGAGGCAUUAUGAAGAAGAUCUUGAAAGAAGGAGAAAAAUGGGAGAAUCCUAAAGAUCUUGAUGAAGUACUUGUGAAAUAUGAGGCCCGGCUCGAGGAUGGAACUGUAGUAUCGAAAGCUGAGGGAGUGGAGUUCACUGUCAAAGAUGGAUUUUUCUGUCCUGCACUGGCUAAAGCUGUGAAAACCAUGAAGAAGGCUGAAAGGGUGCUGCUUACUGUGAAGCCACAAUAUGCAUUUGGUGAGAAGGGUAGACCGGCUUCUGGUGAUGAGGGUGCUGUGCCACCAAAUGCUACCCUUAGUGUGGAGCUUGAAUUAGUCUCUUGGAAGACUGUUACAGAGAUAGGGGAUGAUAAGAAGAUCCUCAAGAAAAUUCUUAAGGAAGGAGAGGGAUAUGAACGUCCAAAUGAUGGUGCAGUUGUGACAGUGAAAUUGAUUGGGAAGCUUCAAGAUGGUACAGUGUUCGUGAAGAAGGGUUAUGAUGAUGAAGUGCCAUUUGAGUUCAAGACUGAUGAAGAACAAGUCAUUGAUGGUCUUGACCAAGCUGUGAUUACCAUGAAAAAGGGGGAGGUUGCUCUUAUCACAAUUCCACCUGAGUAUGCCUUCUGUUCCACUGAAUCAAAGCAAGAUCUUGCAGUGGUUCCACCAAACUCCACGGUAACUUACGAGGUUGAGCUUGUAUCCUUUGUGAAGGAGAAGGAGUCUUGGGACAUGAACAACGCAGAGAAGAUUGAAGCAGCUGGUAAGAAGAAAGAAGAAGGAAAUGCACUAUUCAAAGUGGGUAAAUAUGUAAGAGCUUCCAAGAGAUAUGAAAAGGGGGCGAAGUUCAUCGAGUAUGAUAGCUCUUUUAGUGAUGAGGAAAAGAAGCAAUCGAAAGUGCUAAAGAUUACAUGUAACCUCAACAACGCAGCCUGCAAGCUUAAGCUCAAAGACUACAAGCAGGCAGAGAAGCUUUGCACGAAGGUAUUGGAGCUUGAUAGCAGGAAUGUAAAAGCCUUGUAUAGAAGGGCCCAAGCUUAUAUUCAGCUUGCUGAUUUGGAUUUGGCAGAGGUGGACAUUAAGAAAGCUCUUGAAAUUGAUCCAGACAAUAGGGAUGUGAAGUUGGAAUACAAGACUCUGAAGGAGAAGGUGAGGGAGUACAACAAGAAAGAUGCCAAAUUCUAUGGAAACAUGUUUGCCAAGAUGAGCAAAUUAGAACAUGCGGAAGCCAAUAAGUCUGCUUCAAAGCCGGAGGCAGAGCCCAUGAGCAUUGACGGUGCAGCUUGAGUUUAAAAUGAAGCUGAGUCAGUAUCUGUGUGGGUGUGGCUUCUUUUUUGUUCUUUUUUCUUUUUUCUGGCUUGGCAAGCUGCAUCUUUUGGAGUUGAAGUCAUAUUUCUUAAUUACGAGGACACAGAAAUUGCUCAGUGGGAGGGUCUGGUCUCUGCAACUGACAUUCUCAGGGUCAACAAUGUGCUGUUAGGUUUGGCUCCAUUCCGGCAGUCAAAUAGAUCUAUGAGCACUAAGAAAUUAAAAAUGUGGAUAAACGUCUUUCUGGGUAUUCUAUAAAAGUUAGGGAGUGGCUGCUUAUAUUUAUUAUCCA
Molecule: messenger RNA, 2243 nt
Organism: Phoenix dactylifera (date palm)
Lineage: Eukaryota; Viridiplantae; Streptophyta; Magnoliopsida; Arecales; Arecaceae
Product: 70 kDa peptidyl-prolyl isomerase-like
Molecular function (GO): protein binding; peptidyl-prolyl cis-trans isomerase activity
Source: RefSeq, a predicted model, not a curated record